Messenger RNA from Diplodia corticola, 669 nucleotides. RefSeq lists its product as uncharacterized. The transcript has a single exon. The record is from RefSeq and is a predicted model, not a curated record. Bases 1 to 669 code for a protein of 222 amino acids. NCBI's taxonomy places the organism in Eukaryota, Fungi, Ascomycota, Dothideomycetes, Botryosphaeriales, Botryosphaeriaceae.
AUGGGCUCAAUGGACGGCAUCCCCUCCAUCGACGAGGUCCUCGUCCAAAACACCGUGGGCCCCUCCAUCGCCAGCGGCCACCCCACCAAGGCCACCGCAUCCCCCACCUACCAAACCGUCGAAACGAUCCACGUGCCCGCCCUGCCAUCGCCGCCCGUCACCGUCACCGCCGCCGCGCCGCCGGUCCCGCCGCGCUCCUGGGCCAGGCACAGCCGCUACUACUCCUCGACGGACUCGGUCAACGUCACCACCACGACCACGACCACGGCCGCCCCCACGGGCUACACGCACCAGCCCUCGGCCAUGGCCAACCCCGUCGACGACGACACGGUGCCCCGCACGCGCAGCCGCCCGCGCUCGCGCUCCCUCUUCUCCUUCCGCUCGCGCUCCUCGUCCACGUCGAGCGGCAGCCGCACCAGCCUCGACUACGGCGACGACUCGUUCGACGACGACGCCCGCGUGGCGGCCGCGCGCAAGGGCGGCGCCGGCGCCGGCGGCAGCCUCAAGAUGAGGCAGAAGAAGCAGAACGACGCCAAGGGCAGGGGCGGGGGCGCCCGCGCCCGCACCAACAGCGUGCACGCCGCCGCCGUGCUGCCCGCCGUGCUGGUGCUGAGCGCCGAGUGCUUCACGCCCGGGCCGCGCGAGGGCGCUGCCGAGCAGGUCAAGUGA